AUGCGCUCUCGCCUUUCAUUUCAAAAAGAUUCUUUCGGGGAGGACCAAAACCUUUCCUUGUGCUCAACCUCAUCAACGGGAGAAGAAUCAUCAAGCCAAUACUCGCCACUUUCCAAAAGCCUAUCAAUUGCUCCACUAAGCCCCCCGUCGAGUCCAAUGAAGGUCAAAACUAUCAAUACAUGGUGCAAAACAUGGUGCGCGCUGCCCUUGAUUCUACUACUGGACUUGUUUUGUUCCUUGGUCUUUCUGAAAUAUGAAAUGGUGUUGGAUCCUGGAUUUGCAGCCAAAAUAGCGAAUGCUGAAGGAAAGCUCCACCAUGUGGACAAAAUCAAUAUCGUUGCAGGCAAGACACUAGAAGAAGAAGUACAAAAUGUCAUGAUUGGUACCGAAAUGGCAUUUAACAUUUCUCAGAACUUGCUUCCUCAGGCCGUGGUGAUGCUGGAUCCAACUCCUAAAGCAAUGCAAUCCAAUCUACGAGCCAACUCCAAUGAUGUACAGCAAGCGCUGAAUCACCAUAAGUAUCUUAUCCCUGAUUCGGAAUGGUAUGUGGAUCUGGGAGCGGUGGAUGCUGCUCUAGAAAGUGGAGACGGGUGCAUUGUCUACAGCUUUGGUAUUGGCAAGGAGGAUCUGUACACCAGUUUCAUGGCGGAGAAAGGGUGCCAUGUGUACGCCUUUGACCCAACCCAAACUCAUCCUCGCUAUUGGAAGCCGAAUGUCGAGUUCUUUAGUUGGGGAAUCCGGAACAGCGAGGGCACUACCAAUGUCGGUUGGUCUCAUCCAAAGUACGGGCAUUUGGUUGGCAGUUUAUUUUCCUUGCCAGAGAUUGUAGAAAAGCUGGGUCAUCAGAAUAUGGCCAUUGCGGCUCUCAAGUUUGACUGUGAAGGCUGUGAAUAUGGAGCCUUUCAAGACAUUGUAGAUUAUGAACAAGCAUCCGAUCAGCGAUUCAACCGAAUAGGUUCCUUGACCACUGAGUUUCACUUUGCAACAACCUUGGGCAUGGAAAGUCUGCAGGACGUGGCAAACAUCAAGUACGCUGAUGCGUUUUUGCGGUCCCAAGACUGUCGUGUCAUUCAUUACAAACCCAACAAAGGAUUCAAAAAGGAUCGCACAGUUCAUGCACACUUGGUCAAGAAUGGAGUUCCAGAUGGUGUCUGUUGUUAUGAAUAUGGAUUCUCUUGCAAUUGA
Molecule: messenger RNA, 1185 nt
Organism: Cylindrotheca closterium
Lineage: Eukaryota; Bacillariophyta; Bacillariophyceae; Bacillariales; Bacillariaceae
Source: the annotation of a GenBank genome assembly